Messenger RNA from Zeugodacus cucurbitae (melon fly), 14070 nucleotides. It is a transcript of the gene sick, whose product is annotated as protein sickie. The coding region runs from base 16 to 9711 and encodes 3231 amino acids. Lineage: Eukaryota; Metazoa; Arthropoda; Insecta; Diptera; Tephritidae. The record is from RefSeq and is a predicted model, not a curated record. The transcript is spliced from 16 exons. Gene Ontology annotation, molecular function: protein binding; ATP binding; ATP hydrolysis activity. Gene Ontology annotation, biological process: nervous system development; neurogenesis.
UUACUGGCAACGAAAAUGUCUAGCCAACAGCGACGACCUCAAUCUGCAACAACAUUACAUGUAAACGAUAUACAAAAUAACGGUACAGCGACUGGGUACAAAGUGCAAAGCGUUGAUGAUAAUGAAACUGUGUUAGUGGAAGACACAGCGCCCAACAGCAAGGAUAGUAACCGAAGCACCGCUAGAGUCCACAAAACCCAAAAAGUUGGAGCGAAAACCUGCGACACGCCACAGACAAGUGCCGAACACAUAGUGAAGGAUAACAAUAACUGCCAAACAGCGCAGCGAUAUAAAGUUGGCAGCGGUAAGCCGGAGAGUUUGGUGGCCAACGAAAAUGUCAGUGCGCUAGGUGUGAGUUUAAAAACAUCAAUUUACGACUGGGACUCACCCAGCUCAUUUACCGGCACUGUGAAGAGGCGGAACCGGCGUCCGCACACAGUAGCCAGUGCAUCCAUUCAUCUACCGCGUGGUUUGGGCCACGUGAAGGUACAGCAGAAUGCCGCUUCCGAAAACACCGCACUCUCAGUGAAAGCUUUGGCAUCUAAAAGCGCUGCGGCAAACACUGUUGAGAAAACCACCGAAGACAACCAAGUAAAUAUUUGUGAUAAUAAACGUAACAAUAAUGCAAUUAAUGAAAGUCAACGCUCGACAGUGGAGGUGAGUAGAAGGUUGCGACGUCGUACGAUACACAACGAAGUAGCCACACAUAAAUCUACUACGAAACUAGCAGCAAGCAACAUGCCGAAGUCACAACGUCAGGGUAAAGAAAAGUCAAAUAAGCUGCGACACAGCAAGUCGUUGGCCAGCGCGGAUCGUAAUGCGAAUAAUGCUGCGAGUGCGUCGUCGCUCACGGGUGACUACAGCGGCGAUCAUAAUCCCUUAACUGCGUCCGUACACUCGCAUAACAGCGCGCCUGGCACAAUACCGAAGACCGCUGGCACAUCCUCAUUGCAUGCUUCGCAAACGCAUAUCAAUCGUAAUCUUUGCAAUGCCACAUUUACACAUGCGAACGAGUUUCGCGAUGAUCCGAAUGCCAUACGUGACGCUAACUACAUGGAAUUGAGCUUCUACGAUGGUCGCUAUACAGGCGCUGAGUCGACGCAAUUUACCGAGCUCUUUUGUGAUUUUCCCGUGAGUUAUGAGUCUACGACGGUCAUUACGAAUUCACAGUUCGCGAAGUGUGGUCACUCGGCGCAGCAUUCACCGCAACCGCCGCCAUAUCGUGAGCCACCGCCACCAACGCCGCCACCGAUCUCGCAAAUGCCAACGCGAGAUUCGCGUUACCUCGCCAUGCAAACAUCUGCUGAGGGUGGUGUCUCCUUGUCGGCACCAGCGACACCGUCGCGCGGUAAAGUAGUGCUCAGCAAGAAGGAACGCAAAGAGUUGAGUAAGUUGAAUGCGCGUUUGGGUGUGUAUGAUGGCAGCGAACAUGCGGGCGGUAGUGCAAGCGCACAGUCUAGUCCCUAUAAGGGUCGCGUGUCUGAGUUGAAGAAUUGCUUGGCGCGUGGUUUAUUCGCAUCGCUCAGUCGCGGUUCGCAGAAGUCGCUUACAGCGAGUAGCGUGACGCAGGAUGAUGUGACAUCUUCGUCGAAUGAGGUUUCACCACCACCACCGGCGCCACCUGAUGCCAGCCCACCGAACUCAAAUGCUUCGAAUAAUAACGAUGCAGACUACAGUGAGAAAUUGAAGAACUUACCGGUGCGUCAACGUAAGACGCAUGUGUCUCAUAUGGACAACUACUGCUUAUUCGAUCCCGUAGACUUUAUAAAUGAGAAGGCUAUGCGUCAACGUACACAUGAGCAGUUAGGUGGUAUGUUUGAGCCGGCAGCGGUACAUGGUUUACGUGAUCCUCUAUUUAGUUCGCGUCAAAACUUAAACUUUAGUGAAGAAGAAAUCGUGCCCGAAGUCAUUUACAAUGAGGAAUUGCCUGAGGAGGAAGACUCCACACUCGUUGUAGAAGUAACCUUCGAGGAGGCUUGUGGUGGUUCGGUGCAUCCAGCGAAUUUCGACCAUCACAACUACUUUGUUAUCGAUCCAGAUGACUUUGAAGAGGAACCCGUAGCUGAUAUUGGCAUACCAAAUCCGUACACCAACGAGCAAUUGGUACAUGCAAACUUAGAGGCGUUGGCCGUACGGUCUGUAGCAAAUACCGUCGAGCCUAUGUUACGUGAAUCUGCCAGCUUGGAGCAGCUACUCGAAGUACUCGAUGCAGCGCCAAGCAUGUCGAAUAGUCAGGAAUCAAAGGACACAAAUACCACCGCCUCCACCACCACAACGACGUCUACGGCGCUAGUAGAAUCAUCCACCUCCACAAACUCAACGAGUUCUUCCACCUCCGCAACGUCUUCGCAAACGACGUUGCAACGCACAAAGAAGCGUUUAACCUUCUUGAAUCUUUCACCGUUUCGCUCGUCGAAACAUUCAUCCGCCAGCGGCAGCGCAGGCAGUUCGAAUGAUAAGCGCGGUAAACGCUCCGCGAGUAAUGACAAUAAAAUGAACAGCUCCUCCAUAUCCGAUGGUGCCGGCGCGUUAAGCACCGAGCAACGUGCCGUCUCGGAGCUGGUCAGUUCAGAGCAUAUGCUACACCUGCAGCAUAUGUUGCUUGAUGGCAAGGAACAUUUACGUGCGCGUACCGUGCCGAUCGAAUCGAAUUAUGUGCUAUUCAAUCCGGGUCCUGUGCCAAGUCGUAAUGUGCCGUAUAAAAUUCGUAAACCCCGACCACUCUCUUCGCAUAGCGAUGCGGACAGUGGUUUCUUGAGUCCUUGCUCGCCCGAUGAGCUGUCGGCUUUGAAAUUCAACUCUGCGAUUUUGGUGCUGCAGCAAUGCGACAGCGUACAGGGAUACAUUGAGAUUUACACCGACUGGGCCAACUAUUAUCUCGAACGUGCCAAAUCCAAAAAGAAAGUCACCGAUUUGUCAGCGGAUUGUCGCGAUGGCCUGCUACUCGCGGAGGUUAUUGAGGCGGUGACGUCAUUUAAAGUGCCCGAUUUGGUGAAAAAGCCGAAAACACAGCAACAAAUGUAUGACAACGUCAAUUCGUGCCUGAAUGUGUUGCGCACACAAGCGGUUUGCGGCUUGGAUAACAUCACCACCAAUGACAUUUGUGCCGGUCGCUUGAAAGCAGUUUUGGCGCUCUUCUUUGCGCUCAGCCGCUACAAACAACAAUCGAAGCAAGUAUCGACGAGCACAACGCCAAAUGCGAAUGUUGUUUUGGGCACAACAAAUACACCGGCUAACAAUACAACGACAGCUUCUACAACAAAUAAUACAGCGGCGACAGGCACCACAACUGGCGCCAGCAAUCAACAGCAGCAACAACAAAAUCAGCAACAGCAGCAGCAUCUGCAGAACGGCAAUGAAACGAUGUUGAAUAGACAAAUACCCACCGCUUACUCCAAGGCCAAUGGCGGCACAGCCAUACCGCUGCCCGCCACUGUUAUGGUGCAACGCCGUUGCCCACCGGACAAAGUACGACCACUGCCACCGACACCCAAUCACACGCCAUCCAUACCCGGUUUAGGAAAAAGCGGCGCUGACUUUAAUAGUGGGCGACCGAAUAGUCCACCAACCACUAAUCAUACUAUACAAAGUCUGAAAACUGGCAACAAUAAUGGCUUACGCCCACCGACCGUUAAAGCAGCGCAUGCGAGCGGCAUACCGCCACCGAGUGGCAUACCCGCCGCGGCCGGAAAUAUGGGACCAACGUUGCCACAACAAAAGCACUCCAUGCUUGACAAACUCAAGUUGUUCAAUAAAGAAAAACAACAACAACAGAACGCCGCCAAUGCCGCCUCCACCAAGAUGCAGGUGCAAUCGAAGCGCACCUCCUCAUCGUCGGGUUUCUCAUCGGCGCGUUCCGAACGCUCUGACUCUUCGCUGAGCCUCAACGAUGGACACAUAUCACAGAUCAAGCCACCGACGGUCAGCGUGACAUCAGGCAAGGGCAAAAUCAACACCAAACAAUCGAAAUUGAUGGCGGCACAGCUUAAGAAAGAGCAGACGAAGGUGAGCAAACUGGAUAAGAAGGAAAAGAGUCCAGCGCGCUCGCUAAAUAAAGAGGAUUUUAGCGGUGAGAGUAGAAACUCUACAAUGGGACGCGCAAAGAACUCACUGCCGCGCGUUACCGAAAAGAAUUCGCUGAAGUCCUCAUCGAAGGGCUCACUGAAUUCCAAGUCAGACUCGAAGUCCUCGUUGAUAGUACCGCCCACAAAGGGGCUGUGUAGUCCCAACGGCUCGAACACUGGUCUACCGAAACCAAUUGCCGCCAUAAAGGGUACCAGUAAAUUACCGCAAUCGCCUUUGGGUGGCGUUAGUGGCAGCAGCGAUAAUCGUGUCCGUGGCAUGAGCAACUCAAAUUCGCAGCAGGAGAUGAUGAAACGUGAAAAGAGUGACAUAUCAAGCAUGCAUGCAAACAUAUCUAGUGAGAGCGCAAGAACGAAAGAACUAACACAACAACAACAACAGCAGCAGCAACAACAACAUCAACCACAUAUCGUAAAACCGGUGCCGAUACUACCGGAACCGGGCAGCAAGCCACCAUAUUACGCUAACACCACAAACAUAUCACAACAGCAACAACAACAAUUGCAGUUGCAACAACAGCGCCAACAGCAAUAUCAACAGCAACAACAAGCUUAUUACAAUCAGCAGCAACAGCAACAACAAGGGCAUGCCACAUAUGUGAACAACAGUCGCCUGCCGCCACCGAAAUCCGCCACUUCACCUGCCGGCAAUGCGCCAGCAGCGCGCAAACUUGAAUACAACGCCGGUCCCGGCAUACUCGCCUCGCCACAGCGCUCACCACUACGCGGUCACGCGCAAUCACCUGACUCGCCAGCCGCACAUCAACACCAGCAUGCGCACUCGAACGCCAAGUUCCACACAAUACCCUCCAGAAUAGACACAAUCUACGAGGAGAAGAAACCGACGAGUCUGCUGCCGAUGCCACCGCUGCUGCGUGGCUACAACUCGCAUGUGACACUGCCGACGCGCGGUGUACGCGGCGGUGGCGCGCGCAAUUAUGUCGCCGAUUUCAUGGAAGCGGAAAUAAAUCAGGGUUACUGCAGCGAUGGCGAUUCGUUGAGAGUGAGCGCUUCAGCGCGCCUCGCGCAACGCGCGGCCGCUACUGCUAGACGCUAUCAUGACAUCGAUAAUGGUUAUUUGUCGGAGGGCAGUGGCAGUGUUGGUCACCAUGGCAUGCUCAUGGCUGGCGGCAUCAGCUCGGCGGCGCAUACCAAGCACUUCUUGAGCAUGAUGCGUGCGCGGACUCAACUGCCGACCACCAUCGAGGAACGCAUACGCAACAGUCGUGGCAGUCUCGAUAGCAUCGGCACCGCACCACCUUCAUCAGCUGCCUCACAGGCCAGCUCCAGCGGUGGCUCGAAUCCCAAAAUGGACAGCAACAGCGGCAGCGGUGGUGGCGGCGGCGGCGGUUCUGGUAACACCAGCGCCAAUGCAAGUCCACAACAUCACACACAUGCACAACACAUGCAACACCAUUCCGCCGGUGUGGUGGGCGUGCACCGCUCCAACUCACGCAACGGGCGUGACAACUGGACGAAAAUGCCGGAGCCACUGAACGGACACAAUAAAGGUGAAAAAUCUGAGAAGUCAUCGCCGUCAAGGCGCAGCGUGGGCGGCAGCAGUGGCAGUUCUUCCAAACAAGGUUCACCAUCGGGUCGCACAAAGGGUGUACCGCCCAGUUUCGGCUAUGUGAAGCGUACCAAUGGGAGUGCCACUGCAACGGCGGAACAACAGAACAUUGCUAUGAUGGGCGCAGCCAUGAUGAACGCCGGCGCUGGCGGUCAAUCGAAUGGCGGUGGUUCGCCGGGUGGCAUGUGUGGUGGCGUUGGACGUACAGCACACGUUUCGGCAGUGCCGCGUACGGCUACGGGUGCUGCUGGCGGACGAAAGGUGUCCGGUGGCACGCAGACGUUGCCCAACGAUAUGACAAAACUUCCUCCCAACACUCAACACCGCAGCUUCUCUUUAACUGGUCCCGGCGCAACACAGCUCAGUCAAUCGAUACGCGAACGGCUCGCUACUGGGUCGCAUAGUUUACCCAAGCCGGGCACGGACUUACAUCUGUUCCAACACAGAAUAUCAAAUCGUCCUGGCAAAAUGAUCGAUGGCUCACUCUCGGACACGCAAACCUAUGCCGAAGUCAAGCCCGAGUACAGCACGUACGCCAUGUGGCUGAAGCACAGCAACACGGCGGGCAGUCGCCUAUCCGAGGGCGAUUCGUUGGAGAAUAUGCAAAUCGGUUCGCCGGCAAUGACGCGCCAUAGCCAUAAAAUGUUGCAACAUCGCAAUGCUGCCGCAGCCGUGGCAGCAGCGGCGGCAGCUGCAGCCGCACAAGGCAAUGGCAUGCAGCAAGCGAGUGUUGUUGCGGCAGCGCCCGGUGCGGGCAAUGAGUCGCCAUAUGUGCAGAGUCCACGACUGAAUCGCAGCAAUAGCAUUAGCUACUUGAAAGAACGGACAUAUCCAAGAUCCACCAAAUCGGAGAAAAUGUACCCUUCGAUGUUGAGUCGAGGGCCCGAUGUCGAAAUCGAACCCUACUACUGCCUACCAGUGGGCACAUUAGCCGCACAAAAUGGUACGUUGGCCGCGCAAAUGGCCGCUGCUGCAGCGGCAGCAAUGUCACAGGUGACUGGACAGCCAACGGCGAGUGCUGGCGGCGCACCCGUGGCCUGGAGUCAACCGACUUCACCCACACCAAUUAGUCGCGGCUUUGGUGGUACGCUCUCACCGACACAUCCAGCCGGCAUGUCUGGCAUGGUUGGUCUGGUCGGCGCGGGACCGGGUAGUGGCAACACGAAUGUGUCCGCUCAUCGUCUCACAUAUCCCAAGAAGAAUGAUGAAGUACAUGGCAGCGCCGCAUCAUUGCUCUCCGGUGGCAGUUCGUUAUACGGUUCAGCUGAGGAGCGGCAAGCCAACGAGAUACGGCGCUUGAAGCGUGAACUAUUGGAUGCGCGUGAACAGGUGCUCAGCUUGAGCAGUCAACUGUCAACAAAUGCUCAUGUGGUCGCCGCCUUCGAGCAGUCACUCUCUAACAUGACGUCACGCCUGCAGCAUCUGACCGCGACGGCCGAGCGCAAGGAUGGUGAGCUCACCGACAUGCGGCAAACAAUCGAGUUGUUGCGCAAACAGUCCAUACAGGCGGGUCUUACUUCGGCGCAUAUGCAGAGUAUGGGCGUGCAGACUCAACAGCAUGAACAACAGCAGCAACAACUCGGCCGCACCGCCAUCACCCAGCAGCCGAUGUCGAAUCAAAAUGGCGGUGUAAAUGGCACUGCCUCAUCGACACCAUCAUCCACUGCAACCGGUGUUAUGCAACGCCACCACAGCUCCGAUUCGAUGUGCUCGUUAAAUUCGAUUAGUUCCGGCUGUUCGGCACAGGAUAAGAAACAAAAGAAAAAGGGUUGGCUACGCAGCUCCUUCACCAAAGCAUUCUCACGCAAUGCCAAAAUAUCAAAGACUAGUCGACAUGCCGGUCAUCAUCAUGUCGGCGCAGCUGGCAGCGCUGCAAACAAUGUUGGUGGUCAGGUAAUGCAUGGCAUGCAUGGCGACAGCAGCCACGUUUACAAUAAAGUUAAUGGUCAUAGUCACGCUGACGCCGUAGUUGGUUUGGCCGCUUUAGCAACACAACCGGCACCGCCACUGCCUGCAGUCAAUGCGUCGCCGACAAAAGGUAGUCCGGCGAAGACCGUAACACUGAUAGAUAAUGCGAAACCGAUCGACGCAAUCGACCACGAGGAUCAUCAGGUCGUAGAAGAUCUGAAGAAGCAAUUACGCGAGAAGGACUUAGUGUUGACUGAUAUUCGCUUAGAGGCGCUCAGUUCGGCAUCACAAUUGGAGAGUCUCAAGGAGACGGUGAAUAAAAUGCGCGCUGAGAUGAUGUCGCUGAAGCAGAAUAAUGAACGUCUGCAAAAGCUAGUAACUAGCCGUUCACUGGCGGGCUCAGAGGCUUCGUUGGGUAAUAAUGCCAUUAGUCCGAGCGGUUCUAUCGGUGAGUCACGACGUUACUCGCUAGCUGAUGGCAAUACGCGACCGCCAAUGGAAUUGCCAAAGCGUCUGGAAGAGGAAGUUGAAGAGGAGAACAUACCACCGGCACCAGCACCUGAACCACCACCGCCGCCACUAAGUCCCUCCACACAUAUCGAUCUGACACCACCGCCACCUGCACUCGACACAAUGCCCAGCCCAGCGCAUAUUGCAACCGCUGCGGUUGAGGAGCUGCCCGAUGUGACUGAUGGCAAAAAGAUCGCAAUCGCUUGUUAUCUGGGACAGCCAGAGUCAUUUGUUAAAUACUGCGAAGAGAUGCUCGAGGCAGAUGAAUUCUAUGCGAAUGGCGUGGAUGCGGAUGGUAUCAAUGAGCGCAAAUCAUUUCCCACGGCCAGUUUGAAUGAAUUUAUCGUUGCCUAUACAUACAUCUCGGGUAAGACCACCUGGCAGAAUUUGGACUAUAUUGUGCGCAAGACUUUCAAGGAUUACGUGUCGCGCAUCGAUCCCGGCACCAAUUUGGGUUUGAAUACUGACUCAAUUACAUCCUAUCAUUUGGGUGAGGCGAAGCGCGGUCCCGAAAUGGGCUUUCCUGAAUUGCUGCCUUGCGGUUAUAUCAUCGGCAAUGUACGCACGCUGUAUAUCUGUCUGCAAGGUGUGGGUAGUCUAGCCUUCGACAGCUUGAUACCGCGCAGCAUUGUGCAUCGCUACAUUAGCUUGCUCACCGAACAUCGACGUUUGAUCCUGUGCGGUCCCAGUGGCACCGGUAAAUCCUAUUUGGCGCGCAGGUUAGCGGAGUUCCUCGUAGCACGCACCGGACGCGGCAAUCCCUCCGAAGCGAUUGCAACAUUCAACGUCGAUCAUAAGUCCUCAAAGGAGCUGCGACAAUAUUUGGGCCAUAUAGCCGAACAAGCAGCCAUUGCGAAUGGCGCUUCCGAACUGCCAUCUGUGAUCAUACUGGAUAAUCUACAUCACGCAUCCGCUUUGGGCGAUGUCUUUUCCUGCUUGCUGAGCGCCGGUCCUGCCGGAAAGUUGCCCUGCAUAAUUGGCACCAUGUCUCAGGCCACAUGCAAUACCACCAAUCUGCAAUUACAUCACAAUUUCCGAUGGGUACUCACUGCCAACCACAUGGAACCGGUGAAAGGUUUUCUCGGCCGCUUUCUGCGUCGCCGUCUAUUCCAACUUGAACUCCAGACUGGCCACCCACAGCCCGAACUGUCCACUGUACUGGCUUGGUUGCCCAGCGUUUGGCAGCAUAUAAACCGUUUCUUGGAGGCACACAGCUCCAGUGAUGUAACCAUUGGUCCGCGUCUCUUCCUCGCCUGUCCAUUGGACUUGAAGGACUCGCAGGUGUGGUUCACCGAUAUCUGGAACUAUCACUUAUCACCAUAUCUGGUCGAGGCUGUGCGCGAGGGCGUGCAAUUGUAUGGACGCCGUGGUGGCGCCUGGAAUGAUCCCUCUAUUUUCAUACGCAACUCAUAUCCAUGGCCGUAUGGACCCGAUUCAGUGCCACCAUUGCGUCAAAUAAAUGCUGAAGAUGUUGGACUGGAGGGUGUGGCGGCCAGUAAUGGCGAUAACCCGGAUCCACUGUUAAACAUGCUCAUGCGUCUACAAGAGGCUGCGAAUUACUCCGAGAAUCAAGAGCAGGAGUCUGAUUGUGCGAGCUUAGACUCCAAUGUGACACCCGACAGUUCGGCGGGCGCUGAGUAAACGCCAAUUGCUGACUUGCUUAAGUUUCCUAGUAAGACAGUGGGCAGCGGCAGCGACAACGGACUUUGAGUCCAUAGUAAAACCUAAUCAAACACUAAAUACCUACUUACCUAACUAUAUAUACAAACAUUAUACAUACAUACAUAUUCGCUAAAAAUCAAACAUUCAUAUGCAUGGCUUUGUAUAUUUGUAAGUAUAUUUAUGUGCGUAAUGGAUAUUUUGUAAAUUAUCAAGUUGAAUGCGACUUUUGUUUAGGGAAUGCAACACUGAUUUUAAAGACUCAAUUUUGAUUUACAUAACCUCAUAAAUAAUUUGUGUGCGCGAUGUGUAAAUUAUUGAAUAAUGUACCAAAAAAAAAUAAAAAAAUAAAUAAUUGCUAGAUAUUGAGCUCAAUUGAAUUGUGAACUAGAUUUUUGAAAUUUAUUUAUUUUUUUUAUUUUUUUAAUUUUAUUAUUAUUUUAUUUUUAUUUUUUUUUUUUUUAAUUAAAAAAAUCAUAAUUUUUUUCCAACAUUUUUUAAUACUCGAAAAGUGUUUCUCAACACAAAAUACUCGAUUUUACAUUACAUUUUGGCAAAUAUUAAAAAAAAAAAUGUUAUUUAUUUUUUAAUCAACAGUAAAUAUAAAUAAAUUAUUAUUAUAUAUUUUAAUUUUUUUUUAUUUUUUUUCUUGACUGUACAAAUAAAAUUUCUUGCACUACUUUCGGCACUCAAUCGCACGAUUCAAAGAAAGCAGUUACAUUUAAGAAAAUUUUAUUUGUCACGACCCGCAGGCAGCACAAUGUUUUGAAAAUAUGCAGAAAGAGACUCCCUUUUAAAAUUGAACUGAAAAAUUGCACUUUUAAACGCACUUGUUAAAAAUGCAAAUUAUAAACCCAUAUUAAAGCUGCCUAACUUUGAUUUUGAGUGAAGUUUUUGUGUUUUUUAUGAUUUUAUAUUAAACUAUUGCUAUGCACAGUUAUUAAAAUUUUAAUGUUGAUUGAUAAAGAUAAAGUUUGAAAAUAUUGUGAAAAGCGGUAAACUAUUUUUUAUUUUAUAAUAUUUUUUUUUAUAUUAAUAAUUAUUAUUUUUAUAUUUAUUUCUAUAUUUUUUUGAUUUUUUUAACUAAUUUUUUUACUCACUGGCAAUUACAAUUUUAUAAAAUUGUAAAAUGUUUUUUUUUUUUAUUUUUUUUGCAUUUUUAUUUUUUAUUUACUCUUGUUCACACUUUUUUGCCAAAACCAAGUACUAUAUUAUUGCAUAAUUACAUUAAAAAUCAUUUGAACACAUAAAAACAUAUAAAUAUGUAUGUAUGUAUAGCUUAAAAGAAGCUAAAGAAUAUAGAAAAAGUCAUUCCACAAAAUUCAAUACAAAAGCAGCGCAUACUAAGUUCUACAGUAGUGCGCGAAAAAAAACAAUUGUGAAGUCAAAUACAAAUCCAAAAAAAUACAAAAUAACAAAAACAAAAUCAAAAUUGCAAUACCUACACAAAUCAGUGAUUUACAACAACUCCUACGCAUACAUACAGACAUUAAUAUUAUAUAGAUAAGCAACAUGUAAUCCAGAGAGUAUGACAGAAAACUGAAAACUAGCUAAAAUAUAAAUGUUAAAUGUCUAUUGAUUAUAUUUACAAAAACAAAAAUAUGUAAAGAAAAUACUACUAUGCAAGCAUAAAUUUACCGCUACAAAAAAAAAAAAGUCAUGCAAACUACAACACAUACCAAACUAACUGUAAUUAAAUAUUUAGUAUGUACUAACAAGAAAUAUGUAUUUGUAAAUAGUUAAAAUAAGCGUUAAGUUCCACGAAACGAAAAAAAAACAAAAUGAAUAUGAAAAUGAAUAUUAGAAUUCGUAAACCGCACGAUUUCACUAAGCUAAAUUUGGCGUAAUGGAAAUUGGUAGAGCGAAAAAGCAGCCAUAAAACCAUAAAGGUAAUGAAAUUGUUGACGAAAUGCAUAAAAGCAACAAAAAAGAGAAGAAAUGUCAAAUAUCUGUAUUAAAUGUAAUAGCAGCAACAAAUAAUGUGUAAGUGUAACGAAAAUAGUUGAAAGCUAUAAAAACAAAAAAACAAGCAUGUGCUAAUAUUGCUGUAUGUAUGUACCAUAUAUUUAAAAUUUAUUGAAUUUGUCACUUUUUAUACCCUACAAACCAAAAUUAUACCUAACUAUAUGAAAUACAUUACACAUACAUAAAUACGUACAUUAAAGCAACUAUAUACAAAUUAUUUUGCGAUGCAUAAUAUUGCUAAGUGGGGUGUGUAGUGUCAAGAAGAAGAAGAAGAAGAAGAAGCAUGCAUUAACUAACUUUUGCUACUAAUUCAUUAAAAACAUAAAUAAAUAUAUGAAAGCAUUGAAACCUUAGUCCCUUUGACUAUAGCGCAGGCAUGCGUGCAUAUAUAAUAACGGUAGAUAUUUUUAAUUAAAGCAAAUUAUAAAUUUACAACAAUAAUUAUUAUUGAAAAUAAACAUAAAAUAAUUAUGCGUAUUGUAUUUAUUUGAAGUUAAAAUAAAUAAAUACCUUAGCUAUGUUAAAAAAAUACACAAAAAAAUGUUUUUAUUUAAUUACAAAAGCAAACACAAAGCACGAAUCCUUAAUUGCUUAAACAGAUACGUAAAUUUUUGACUAUACAAAUUGUUUACAAAGUGUAUGAUAACAAAUAAAAAUUAUAUUAUUAAAGAACUGCAAAACUGUAUAGUUCACUUGACAUUUAAGUCAGCAAAAGCGAGUGAUUUCGAGCGCAAAGAAACAAAAACAAAAACAACAAAAAACAAAACAGCAUUUCCUAAUUUGUGCAUUUAAGUAGAUUUCGUGCCAUAUUUGUUGAAAAGAAUUUUAUUCACUGUGACGCAAAGCCAAACAAACAUGAGUUUAUUAGUUCAUUGGCUAAUCAAGAAAGUAUAAAUGUGUGUAUGUAAGUAACAAAAGCUAAUUGCGCUGGAAUCAAUGAUGAAAGUAUGCGGAAUCAAAAUACGAGCAAAGCGAACAAUAAUAAAGAGAAUAUUCAAUAUAAUAACAAGUCUGACUGUGUAUUUUUAUUAGCGGUGGUAACAGUGAGGCAGCACAAAUAGCUUUGGCCAAAUUUUAGCACUUCACAUGCGCUGGAAAGUACUAAACGUAAGAGUUUAUGGGAGUACACUGCACUUCAGCUCAAAAAAACAUGCUUAGUAAUGUAAAAUUUAAAUCAAACUAAUACACAUUAGUAGCGCUGGAGAAUUCUCUUUCAUUAGACACCUCAUUUAUUAAAAUCGGUUGGGCCGUUCAAAAGUUAUGCAUGAAAACAUAAACGCUUCCUCAUCGAGAUCUGCCUACUUGCUGUUUCUGGGCGCCUAGUAAAAUGAAAUCGUUCAGCAAGCAAAAUUUUGCCAUUCACUACUCAAAUUCCGAUGGAGCCAAUAUGCUUUUAGGGCAAAUUUUCUCGAUGUUUAUGAAUGUUUAGCUUAAAUUGCAUGCCGGUGUACUAGACACAUGGAGGAUGGGAGUAGGCAGCUAACCGAGGGAAGUGCUUGCAUUUUCUUGAAUAACUUUUGGAAAUGUCAACCGAUUUUGAUGAUUGAUGUGUCUAAGGAAAGGGAAUUGUCAGGGGUAAGUGCUCCGGACUUUAGAAAGAAUAGAAAACGACGAGGAAGUGUGAUAUUUCAGCGAAAUAUUGAAACUAUUUAUUAGCAGAGAUAAAUGCUUCUAGUUUUGAUGAUAUUUUUAUAUGGCAUAACGUGAAAAUAUAUGAUUUUGGUCAUGGAUUCGUGCGGUGGUUCCACAAAAUGUACCCAUUAAUGGUAUUUACUAUUUUCAACAGAUAUCGAGGUUAGACGGUAUUCCUGAUAUGAUUGUACAAAAUGAAAUUGACGUUCACACUUGAUUACCUUCGGUUUGGUUACAAACAUGUCUGCUAUAUAAUGACAAGUAAAGUACCGUUCUGAGGAAAAAGAUUUAUAAAAUUCACAAUUUUUUGGAUUUGCUGUGAAAUUUUAACAAAAAAUGGCCACUUCUCCCUAUAAAUCCUUGCAUUUCUCUUUAUACAUCAGUAUCCUAAUACCUCGAAAAACUCCUAAAGUAAACCAAACUUGUCUUUCCUAUUGUAAAUUAUUAAAUGACUUCCCUUUGGUUUUUCAAAUGUUUUUGUAUUUGAAUAAUACUCGCUGUUUGUUUGUUGUGUGUGGUUUUAACAUUAGAAAUUUACUAAAGCUCUGUUUUAACACUUUGUAGCUUCACAUAAUUAAUAAUAGCAUCGUUUACAAUGUGCCGUAUCGUUUAAAAUUUGUUUACAAGCUUUAAUACAAUAACUUUAACAUCGUAAUUUACUUUGCAAUGAUGGUAUAUUCUGUAGAGUUGAAUUGCUUUAGACUUAUUAAUUAACUGCAGAGGCAGCACUACUUCACAUAAUUA